Messenger RNA from Penicillium taxi, 210 nucleotides. RefSeq names its product translation machinery-associated protein 7. Bases 1 to 210 code for a protein of 69 amino acids. NCBI's taxonomy places the organism in Eukaryota, Fungi, Ascomycota, Eurotiomycetes, Eurotiales, Aspergillaceae. The record is from RefSeq and is a predicted model, not a curated record. The transcript is spliced from 3 exons.
AUGGGUGGUGCCAGCAGAGAAGGUGGCAAGGCUAAGCCUCUGAAGGCCACCAAGAAAGAAAAGAAGGAGCUUGAUGAGGACGAGCUUGCUUUCCGUGAGAAGCAGAAGGCCGAUCUCAAGGCUAAGAAGGAAAUGGCCGACCAGGCCAAGGGCAAGAAGGGUCCUCUGAACACUGGCCAGCAGGGCAUCAAGAAGUCUGGAAAGAAAUAA